Ostertagia ostertagi is the source of this 282-nucleotide messenger RNA. The record is from the annotation of a GenBank genome assembly. Lineage: Eukaryota; Metazoa; Nematoda; Chromadorea; Rhabditida; Trichostrongylidae.
AUGACGACAGAGCCAACGUCAACAACUGAACCACUGAGUUCAACGACAGCAGCGUAUACGACGUCUACUACUGCAGAGCCUUGGAUGACGACAGAGCCCACGUCAACAACUGAACCACUGCCUUCAACGACAGCACCGUAUACGACGUCUACUGCUGCAGAGCCUUGGAUGACGACAGAGCCAACGUCAACAACUGAACCACUGCCGUUCAACGACAGCAGCGUAUACGACGUCUACUACUGCAGAGCCUUGGAUGACGACAGAGCCAACUUCAACAACUGA